Messenger RNA from Hyalella azteca, 957 nucleotides. RefSeq names its product polypeptide N-acetylgalactosaminyltransferase 10. NCBI's taxonomy places the organism in Eukaryota, Metazoa, Arthropoda, Malacostraca, Amphipoda, Hyalellidae. The record is from RefSeq and is a predicted model, not a curated record. Gene Ontology annotation, cellular component: Golgi apparatus.
GGUCCCUUCCCGGACUCUAAGGUGCCUGAGGGCGUCCAGCUCGAGCUUGUGGACUACCACGACUACGAGCAGGUCAAGAGGGACAAGGCGCGGGUGGGGUUGGGGGAACAAGGCCGUCCAGCCAAAGUCCCCCCGGGGAACAAGGCUCUGGAGGAUAAGCUUUACCUCGACAACGGCUUCAACGGCCUCCUUAGCGACUACAUCGCCCUGGACCGGUCCCUGCCCGACAUCCGACAUCCUGCCUGCGCCUCCUAUAAGUACUACAAGAACCUCCCCACGACCAGCGUCGUGAUCCCAUUUUUCGAGGAGUCGCUGUCGGCGCUGCAGCGAACCAUCGUGUCUGUCGUGAACCGCACCCCGGCCCACCUCCUCAAAGAGAUCAUCCUCGUGGAUGACGGCAGCUUUAAGAACCCGGACCUUAAGGCGCCCUUAGAGGCGUGGCUGCGCGCCUCGGCGCCCAAAGCGCGCCUGCUGCGCCUGCCGGAGCGCGAGGGCCUCAUCACGGCGCGCAUGGCGGGGGCCAAGGCCGCCAUUGGUGACGUCAUCGUCGUCCUGGACAGCCACUGCGAGGUGCUGGUCAACUGGCUGCCGCCACUGCUGCACCCCAUCGUGGAGGACCACAGAGUGGCCGUGUGUCCCCUCAUCGACGUGAUCGCGUGGGACACGUUCGCCUACCACGCGCAGGACGACGGUGCACGGGGGGCGUUCGACUGGAAUUUCUUCUACAAGCGCAUCCCUCUGGCGGCCGACGUCGCGGCCACACUACCUCGCCCCUUCCAGAACCCGGUGAUGAACGGCGGGCUGUUCGCCAUCAGCCGCGCCUUCUUCUGGGAGCUGGGGGGCUACGACCCCGAGCUGGCCAUCUGGGGGGGCGAGCAGUACAACCUUUCCUUCAAGGUGGCCAUUUGGCCAUGUGGAGGCCAAUUCCCCUCAAGUUUUUAUAGAUCCACCCCCUAA